ACAAGACUAUAAUAUUUCUAUAUUUCGUCUGGCGGCCGAAAGACCUGAUAGUGCAAGACACGAAGCUUGAAGUGCUUAAUAUUCGACAAUCUCCGCCAAAAAAAUAUUCAUGUCUUCCAGCUCUCGGCGCCAGCCUCCAUCAUGGCCCUCUCAUAUUCAGUAUAUCAACGCCCCUCGUUAUCAUCCUUCUGUGCCGGGCCCCGUGCGCUCUUUUCUUAUCAGUGGCACUAAUCCCGCCCCCCAGAAAACACCGAUUUCAGGUCCUUCGACAUCUCUAGUCCGCGUGAGGUACAUCACAGAACCUUCUCACCCUGCACGAGGACAGAACGGCCUUUUUGCUGUUCGAAAGAUCCUUCCUAGGUCACAUAUCAUUGACUAUAUUGGAGAAGUGCAUUGCCAAGAUAGAGCUGACUCCGACUACGAUCUUUCUCUUUUUCGGUCAGCGGAUGGGGAUAAUGUAGGCGUGGAUGCCAGUAUUAUGGGCAAUGAGGCUAGGUUCGUCAAUGAUUACCGUGGUAUUCGAAGCAAACCCAAUGCUGUUUUUGUGGAGAGCCGUACGUCGCAAGGCGAACUACGGAUGAGCAUUUGGAGUUCCAAAGAUCCAAUACAAAAGGGCGAUGAGAUCUUAGUAUCCUAUGGAAAAAGUUGGUGGCGCUCCCGAAUAGCCCAAACAGACGCGUUACCUGAUUUCGCCUGAUCAAAAAUUAUCAGCGUUAUUACCUUCCUUAACCACGGGGAGCCCAGAUCAUUAAAUGGUCUAAGCUUGAACGGUAGAUUUGAAAGAGGAACCGAGCACUGUUGGAAAUGACCUUCCUUGCAAGCGAUUUACGUGUGCUUCUGUAAUUUGAUCAACAGGUUGUGAGACCAUGGACAGCUAUCUUACAUGGUGGGCCUAUAAAUCGUGAAUCGGACUGCUAAGCUACUUGAUAGGGGAUUCUAGCUCCAAGCAGGAAUAGCUAUUAUCUAGCUGCCCAUGUACACAUACUGAUUCGGUACGCUUGUCCUUGCCGCGCUUCUCUCAACGUGCUGGCGUCAUAAAUUCUGACCCUUGAUUACUUCGAUAGUCCGGAGAAAGACUAGAAAAAUCAAAUAUGGAUACGAUAUUC
Suillus discolor is the source of this 1106-nucleotide messenger RNA. RefSeq names its product SET domain protein. The record is from RefSeq and is a predicted model, not a curated record. The coding region runs from base 110 to 697 and encodes 195 amino acids. The transcript is spliced from 2 exons. Gene Ontology annotation, molecular function: protein binding. Lineage: Eukaryota; Fungi; Basidiomycota; Agaricomycetes; Boletales; Suillaceae.